AAGCUUUAUUAAAUUAAAAUGAAACAAUUGUACUGAGAAAAUUUUAUAUUUUUUAUUAUUUUAAAAUUAUUUCCUUCUCUAUAGACUUUAAUAUAUCCAUAUUGAGUAUAGUUUAUAUAAUUUUACUUGAUAGUACAGAAGUUAUAAUUUUGAAAUGAAACGUGUUAGUUUAAACUUGUACCACAAGUACAGUAACAACUUUACUCUGAAAAGAUAUGUUUCAACUAUUAAAGAAAUUAAUUUAAAAGAUGAAGAAACUUUACAUCAAAAUUUUUUAUUUGAUAAAGAGUUGAAAAGGCAACAUGAAGCUGUAGGCCGCAUUGAAAAAAUUGUUGUUAAACACAUUGGUGUACCUGAAGAUGUUACACUAUCAAUGAAUAAAAACAUUUCAACACCUUAUCACUGUGCUAAACAUAUUUCUGAAAUGUUGGUAAGAAGAAGUGGCCUAGCUUUAAUAAAUGGUACACAUAUAUGGGAUAUGCAUCGACCUCUUGAAGAAGAUUGUGAAUUACGUUUCAUGCAUGCACAAUAUCUUCCAGAUCCAUAUCAUUUCAAUAGAGCAUAUUGGCGUAGUUGUUCAUUCAUAUUAGGAGCAGUUAUUACUAAAGCAUUAAAAAAAAAACAUCUACCAAUUUUACAUAGUUUUCCAUCACCAAAUGUUAAAAGUGGAAGCUUUGUGUAUGAUGUAGAAUUAGAAAAUCUUUCAGAAUGGAAACCUACUGAAAAUGAACUGCGUAUUUUAUCAGCAAAUAUGGUAAAAUUAGCACAAAAGUCUUAUAAUUUUGAAAGACUUAUUGUCUCUAAAGAGCUUGCUCUUGAAAUAUUUCAGAAUAAUAAAUUUAAAAAAGAGCAGGUACCCAAUAUUGUACAACAAUCAGUCGAUAAAAAAGUAACACUAUACAGAAUUGGUGAUCAUAUUGACAUUAGUAAAGGACCUAUGAUUGGAAAUACUGAUCUUCUUGGUCGUUGUACCAUAACAGCAGUACAUCAACAUGAAGCUAAAGAUAGAAUCUUAUAUAGAUUUCAAGGUGUUUCAUUACCUAAAGGAAUUCAUCUAAAUCAUUUUGCUUAUUCAAUAUUAGAGAAGAGGGCUCAAAAAUUGAAUUCUGCGAGUUUACCCGAUCAGGCUCAAAGUGAAAUGUUUAAACCGCAUUUUAAUCACGAAGAAACAAUAGUUUGAGAAAUUCUAUUAAUUUUGUAUAGAUUGUAUUUUUUAAAUAUAUAUAUAAGUUGCCUAAUUAGAAA
Daktulosphaira vitifoliae (grape phylloxera) is the source of this 1245-nucleotide messenger RNA. RefSeq names its product 39S ribosomal protein L39, mitochondrial (gene mRpL39). The coding region runs from base 155 to 1180 and encodes 341 amino acids. Lineage: Eukaryota; Metazoa; Arthropoda; Insecta; Hemiptera; Phylloxeridae. Gene Ontology annotation, biological process: threonyl-tRNA aminoacylation. The record is from RefSeq and is a predicted model, not a curated record. The transcript has 8 exons. Gene Ontology annotation, molecular function: nucleotide binding; threonine-tRNA ligase activity. Gene Ontology annotation, cellular component: mitochondrion.